AUGUGGAAACCUUACAGCUCUUUCUUGAGUGGACUACAACGACAUUUCGUCUGCAAUGACCAUUGGGGGCCAGCGGUCAAAUCCAAGGUGGGCGUGCCAGAGGGGUGUCCCCUUGCGGUAGCACAAAUGAUUAUCCUAACAUGGAUGUUCACAAACUUGGUGCAACAAAGACAUGCAGUCGACCUGCACUCCUAUGUGGACGAUUGGACAUUAUUGGAUACGGAAGAUGAGACCAUCACAACCGCCCUCGCUACAGUGGCCGAUCUGGCCAAGGCAACGGGAUUGAUCCUCAACAUCAACAAGUCUUGUAUUUUUGGCACUAAACCAGCAAGGACGCGAGUGCUGAGGCAAAAACUCCACGAUGCUGGCUACAAUGUCAAAUAUGAGACAAAUAUGCAAGGAUUGGGGAUUCAGUUCCAGACUCAGACGAGAGCGUCCACAACAAAAAGAGAUGAAAGGAUGAAGAAAGGAGCUCAACUUUUGGAACGUCUUCAAUUUAUGCCAUGGAAGUAUGACGUCAAGGCUGCGGUCAUUGCAAGAGGUAUAUUACAGAAAUGCCUUUACGGUUGCGAAUGCUUUCCAGUGGGUAAGACGUUCCUCCGAUCACUGAGAGCUAAGUGCAAUCAUACGGUAUGGAACAAACAGCAAUACCAUUUGCAUUUUUUGGUCCCGAUUAUGUCACGUUACGUCUUCGAACCAGCUCUUCACGUGAUACGAAGAAGACAUGCUACUUUGAUGCGAAUGUGGGCUCGCAACAAGGAAUUGGUCAUGGAUGCAUGGAAAAUUGGGAUUGAUGGCAGCCAUAACUUCAAGGCAGGCCAAGGUUGGGGCCCGAUCACACAUUUUCAGCAGAUGCUACGGGACUGGGAAUGGACACUUGAUGCUACUGGGAAAUGUACCCUUCCAGAUGGCUGGUCUUUUAACAUUUGGGAUCUUUCCACCGCGCAGUUCAAAUUGAUUACAACGCAAUCAUGGGAGAGGGUGGUGCUCGCAGACUUACAAGCCAAACAGAACCUCCACGAUAUUGAGGACUUCUGCAUCAAAUCUUCCAAAUACCCACGGAACGAAGAUUCAAUGGUGGAAGGCUUUAUGAACAAGGUACGGCUGGGAGGGCUUUUCCCAAAUGGCAGGAAACACUCCGUAGAUUAUAACAACGACAAGGAAUGCAUCUUCUGUGGACAGGAGGACACGCUCAGGCAUAGAGUCCACGAAUGUCCAGGAACAGAACACAUCCGGAACUCAACCACGGAUUGGGAUCAACUCAAAGCCUUGCCUGACCACAUGCUCCUGGGAGGCCUCUUUCCAAAGCCACAAAAGCUGAAGCAAUUCCAAAAGGCCCUUAUGGAAGUGGACAUCCAGAUCUCCCCUUUGCCUUCUAAUGGAUCUACGCGUAUCUUUUUUACUGAUGGCUCGGCGCAGGAUGAAGGUAUUCCUUUGGCCAGGGUUGCCAGUUGGGGUGUGACGGAAGCUCAGUCGAAAGAAUCUACAAACCGCGCCAUUUCCUCAGGUAUCCUGCCAGGUGUGUUACAAACAGUCUUCCGGGCUGAGCUCUUUGCAGUGAACGUCGCACUUGCGUAUGAUGGAAGCUGUGAAAUCUAUUGUGACAACCAAGCAGCAGUCAAAGUGGUACAAGCUGUCAUGAAUGGAAACGACACCUUGGAUUAUUGGGUCACACACCCGGACCGUGACCUGAUUCAAACCACAAUCAAUAUUCUGAAGAGGAAACAACCAGGCAGUUGCAAAAUCUUCUGGACCAAGGCACACAAAUCAUUACAUGAUGCAAAGGAUUUUUUCGAGCUCUGGCAGAUACAUCACAACAACCGUGCAGAUGUUCUGGCAAAACAAGCUCUUCAUUUCAUGUCUGACGAACUCCGCAAAAGAAGGAACGAUCUGGUAUGGGAAUUCAGAUGUUUCCUCAAAACCAAGCUGAACUCCGCUCUCCUGCUGAGAAGGAUCUUUGACGAAUUCCCAUAA
Molecule: messenger RNA, 1974 nt
Organism: Symbiodinium natans
Lineage: Eukaryota; Dinophyceae; Suessiales; Symbiodiniaceae
Source: the annotation of a GenBank genome assembly